This is a messenger RNA of Glycine soja, 1698 nucleotides long. RefSeq lists its product as uncharacterized. Bases 649 to 1413 code for a protein of 254 amino acids. The record is from RefSeq and is a predicted model, not a curated record. Lineage: Eukaryota; Viridiplantae; Streptophyta; Magnoliopsida; Fabales; Fabaceae. The transcript is spliced from 3 exons.
AUCCAUUUUUUCUCCUCUAUCCCAACAAAAACAACAACCUAAUCCAGUUUCGUUCUUCGCCCGACACAUUUUUUUUCUCCGAUCUCCUAUUCCUCCUCCUAUUUUUGUUACUCGAAGCGAGAUUGAUAGAUAGAUCGAUCCUCUCUAUGGGUUAAAGUUAAAUCUGAAUCCGAAUAUGAUCUAAUCAUUUUCAUUUUAGGUCUUUCUGAUUUGGUUUUCGGUGUUGAAUUGAGCGCGGUGGUUGUGUUUAGGUUUCGUUUUGUUGGGCGUGUGAGUCGUAGGGGGGGUUUCGAAGAGCAUAGAAUAAUGCCUUCGGUGCCUGCUGAUCUCCGUCUAGUUCCUUCUCUGACCGUUUUCCAUGGUGAAUCUUCCUUUCAUCGUCUGAAAAAUCUUGAAAAAAGUGAUCGGCGUGGUAAUCUUAGUUAACACUAGGUCUUUCGUUUUCUUCCACCCUCUCUCUCUCUUGGUCGUUGUUGGUUCUGCUCUGAACGAGGUGUGAUAUAUUCGGCAACGGAUCGGGAUCGAGGGAUUGAUAUUGUUGUUUUUUUCCCGUGAUUACUUGCUAUUUUCAGCUCCUGUUUUGAUAGUGUUGUAGUUGCAGCUCCAAACGUCGUUUUAUAAGUUGCCUCUUAGUACCUGAUACAAUUGAUGGACACAUGCUCUAAUACUAAUGUUGUGCUUGACGACAACUUCAUAAGUAAUCUUGGAAGGACUUUCAAUGAGUCAUUACAGAUUCAAGAUGCUCAUAAAUCUGUUCUUGCUUCUGAGGAGAAUGAUAUCUAUAAUGUGAAUGAGGAAAAAUUAUGUGAAGCAAUGAAAGAUCAAGAGACAAACAUAAAUAUGACGUGCUUGAAAAAAUCUGCAACUUUUCCAAUUCCUAAUACAAUGUUGCCUUCAAGCCCAUCUGAUAAGGAGGCUGAUACUUCAGUCACAGGACCACUCAAUGAGCAUUCUGCUCAUCAAACUUACUCACUCUCAGUAUCUCCGCCUGCUCCUCUGAAGCUUAUAUCUGCCAUGAAAGGUAGCCGUGAGAAACAUGGGGGAUCACAGGUGAAAUUGAAUGUGAAAUGGGCCUCUGAUGUGUAUGAUCCUAUACCUACAUUAUUAUCACACACUGUUAGAAGCAACAAGAAGCAGCAGAAAUCCAGGAAGAAGAAGCCUGAAAAGAAGAAUGGAAAGAAGGGUCAAAAGGGAAAUUCAUCUCGAGGGGGCAGCAACAAAGAUAAGCAGGUUCGCAAGCUAGGUGGGACUUCUGGUUUGUGCUACAAGUCAAUGGAUUCUUGUGAUAAAGUGCUUGGAGCUUCUACUGAAUUAGAUGCUCUUGAAGUUCGAAGCCAGGAUUCAUACUGUGGAACUAGCUUCCUGAAAAAAUCAGUUACUGAAGUGCACUACUCGGUUGCAGAAGCACUAUGAGUGAAAUACUCUGAAUGUCUUUUCCUAUUUCCUUGAAUGUACAUAAAUAAGCGAUAUUUUGCUGUUGGCUUAUUUGGUGGAAAAAUAAAAAGAAAAAGACAUUGGGUUGUAUGGUGAAAGUUGUUUGGUUGAUGUGGGUGGGACAAGUUUUGGUAGACGAGGUCAUGUCUAGGCUUCUGGCUUUCCAGUGAUAAUUCUAAUGAGGAAUCUCUAAGUGGUGUUUUUUGUUGAUAACCUCUGUAUCGUUGGAUUUGUGUUUUGAAUAGAUUGUUGUUUGAUGAUAAA